AGUCAGCGUUGCCGUGAAACCACCGACGCCAGCAGGCGAGUCAACCGAACCCGAUUACUGAUGGACAGCUCUUUUAGCCAGUAGGAUUCGAGCUCUUCGGACUUCAUGCCCAAAUAAGUAUAAAGCAGAGGCGGGGUUAAUGUAGUGCCGACUACGAGUCAGUCUAUUGGAGGAGAGAAGGAUGCUCUAUCUAUCUAUCACUGGAGUGGAAUCAGACACCUAUCCAUGAAAAAUAUCCCGUUAUGUCUAGAUGUCAUGGGAGAAAAACUUUUCUCAGAUCCACACCUGAUUAGCAAUUGACUAUGAGUUUCAACUCGGAUAUUUAAUUCACUAAGGACCUUGUAAGAUUAUCCUCGCGCACGGUGCCAAGGCGCUGACCGGUUCUUCUCCAAUCGCCUCGGCCAAAAACAUGAGUUUGUCUGAAUGGAGGCUGUGACGCAAAGCCGAGGAUGGCGCGUGCUUUCACUGUGCUUGAUAACGGUGGUCUCCAUGGCGACCUCAUACCAUCCAGCUCAAGACUGGUCUUUGUCGGAUUCCAACACAGCAAAGCAAUCUUUGAUGGAAUUGCCACAUGAAUUUACUUCACCCACCACCUUACUAUAUCCAUCCUUUGAAGCCUUGGGACAGACAAAUGACAUCCAUAGGACAUACUCCAUCUUGCCUAACAAUGAAUCACCCAAAGCCUCGAAGUACUACUACAGUCACACCAUCAGCAGUGUAUAUGCCUCAGCAUUGAUGCCCCCUCCAAGCUUGAUUGAUGGCACCCAGCUGACAGCACUAAAUGUCCCUUCAGCAGAGCUGGAUUCUUUUGCAGAACCACCAUUUGCACCACCUGAAUUACAGGCAGAAAGAAUUAGCAAUAACGACACUACAUACGGAACGCAAGAAAAACUUUCUAAUCAUUUAGUCCCUAGUCAUGAUGUAAAUAUUCAAAAUGAUGCUACCUUAGAUGAUCAUCAGUUGUAUCCAAGUCAUGCUAUUUUUGGAAAUUAUUAUGUGACCUCAUCCUUCAUAGAACCGACUAUGGGUCCACCAGAGGUCUACUUCCCAGCCAACACUAUGGAUGCAGACUAUGGUUCUGGCUCUGGGGAUUAUUUGGAAACAAUGUCCUACAUGGGAUCUGAGGCAGAUGACUAUUCUUUGGUCACCAAUUUGCCCUCUGACAUGUACGACUUUGAGGACUCAAACUCUGAAUCUUAUGAUACAUCUUUUCCUACAAGGGUAAUGAUUCCUUUGUCCACAAAAUACCCCUCUGCCAGUCCCUCCAAAACGGUCCCUGAUAGACAUGUUACCACAAAUCCUAACAUGGCCUUCAGUAUUACCCAAAAUUCAACUAGUACUUUUCAUGUAACCAGUAGCAAAAUGACAAUUUCUCAAAGUGUAACACCUACAUUAACCAGCAUUCCUAACAGUAUUCCAAACCAUGUAUCAUUUUCCAGCACUAUUCAUGUUGGUGUCCAAGCCAUUCAUCCUACAGCGGUGCAUUCCAGAGCCUCUGCAGAUCAGAUUAACAUAGUCAGUGAAACUUCAGAGUCAUAUUCUAACUGGCCCGACGUUACCAUUGAGCCCAGCGAUGUUCUUCUGCCUGAUAUGAAUAGUCUGGAAUACUACAAUAUUCAGCUCACCAAGAGUAAUGAAAGCUGGACAGAACAACGGGGCAACCAGACCACUUCCAAAUAUUUUUCCCUCCCUCUGUCUGUAAGCACUAUCAGCACCUACACUGUUCCACCCAGUCACGUGUUAACAGCAAUGUAUGGAGAGGACUUGCAGCCCAUGGACAACAACUCCUGGCCUGAAGAAUCUUCUACAGACAUCUCAGGAUUAGAUUUGUCUAACACUACUAUCUUGGAUUUGUCAGACAUAAGACCUAGUCUGAUAAACAGUACAUUUCCAUUUUUGUACUCUUCAGCAGUAACACCUUCCAUGGACAUUUCAUCUUCCCUGUGGGAUCUGGCCAAAACACCUGACUGGAAUAACUCUGAAUCUGUUUCGUCUGCCGUAGCCAGCAGCACCUCCCCAUCAGUGUUUCUUCCACCCUCUGAUUCGGAGGAAACUGACGUCAUAUUUCCAACUUCUACAAACACCUACUGGUCUAUGAACUCUACUUUGCCAGAGAUCUCACUCCCUAGUACUUCACUCAACAAUAAUGUGUUUACCCAGACACAUAAUACCUCUGCAGCACCCACUGACUCAACCCUCAACAGCACCUCUGCCCUUCCUGUGACCGAUUUGGCUGACCAAGGGUUCACAGGAUCAGAGAGACCUUUCAGUGAAGUUACAGAUGAUGGAAUUGUAACAACAAUCAACAAGUCAGGAGUCUCUACCAUUUCAGUAUUAAACAAUGAGACAACUGUGACUACUCCAGGCCCAACAACUGAGGUGUUUAAUACUACAACUCUGACUACAACCCCUUCAGUGACAACCCAGCCUUCUACUCUUCAGACUACCACUGUCCGAGAGUACCUCUGCAACAUUACCAAACCUGAUACCUACUUAGUGCGAGUUGGCUUUCCACUUGGCUCCACAGCUGGUUACGCCAAAGCAAAGGUCAGAGAGAUCCUCAAAGCUGAAUUCAAUCGAUCUGUUGAACUGCAGGUGGUGAAAUCCCCUCCAGACUUUGUGUUUCGGGCUGUGUCUGGUCCUGUUGUCUACACAGCCAUAUCAGUUAUGAAUGCUUUGAGGCGGUUUACAUACACAUCUAACACCAUUCUCAGUGUUUCCCCAAUCAGUCCUGUGCCAGGCCUGCAGUACCACCUCCACUCUGUGCUUCAGUUUUUGCCCGUACACAUAGACAUGCAUGUGUGCACAUUCAUCGAACACAUUGAGAGAGGCCUGAUUUACGCUUUCUCCGAAGUGCGUCAUCGCUUGAAGGAGUCUACCGACUUUACUGUGCACAUAUUGAACAUCACCAUGAGCUCUGUGGGACCAACACAGAGGCAGCUUUAUGGCCCGGUUGAUAUUACCUUCGUGGUUCGUGAUACUCAAGGGUACAUACUAGGGUCAGAGGUCAGCAGUCGCCUGAGACGUCUCAGUGUGGUGGAGUUUAGCUACUAUCUGGGAUACCCGGUUCAGCAGAUCGCAGAACCAUUUCACUACCCUGAGCUGAACACAACGCAGUUACUUCGCUCUUCAUGGGUGAGAACAGUUUUGCUGGGUGUGCUGGAGCAUGAUGUGAGUGAUAGGAUUUUCCAAGCAAAGAUGGAGAGGAGAUUAGCGCUCCUGCUUGGAGAGGGGCUUUCUGCAGGCCGACGCCUUAAAAGGGCCACCAGCGUGGGCAACAACAGCGUACAGAUUGUGCAGAUCACUCGCCUAACAGAACCAGAUAACCCCCUGGAGAUGAUCUACUUUGUGGAAGGUGCUAAUGGUGAAAGGUUGCCUGCUGUCACCACCGCAAACCUGCUCAACAGGCUGGACGUACAGCAUGCGGCCAUCUUGCUGGGAUACCGUAUCCAGGGAAUUCUGGCACAGCCUGUGGAGAAGCAGGUAUCAUUGCCAUCUGAAACCGAGAAUACUAACACAUGGAUUAUAGUAGGAGUAGUGGUGCCUGUGCUGGUGGUGAUGAUCAUCAUAAGCAUACUGUACUGGAAACUGUGUCGGACAGACAAACUGGAGUUUCAGCCAGACACCAUGAGCACUGUUCAGCAGAGGCAGAAGCUGCAGACUCCCAGUGUGAAGGGCUUUGACUUUGCCAAGCUGCACCUGGGCCAGCACAGUAAAGAUGACCUCAGAGUGAUCCAGGAACCGCUACCAGCUCCAGCUAAAGAGCCGAGCGCCAACGAGAACACAGAAGCCUCCACACCCAAAUCUAAAGGCUCCUCAACCAAGGCCUCACGUAACAGCCAGCACAGGAGGGGACAGAUCUCUCCUUCCGAUGGCGAUUCUCUGGGAAGCGAGCCAUUCAGUGAGAGGGACUCUCCGAAGGCGAACACGAGACAAACCGGACUGUCCAGUGAUCCCAAGCAACCUCGUAAGACGGCCCCUAUUGGAUUAAACGGUCCUCCUCCACUGAGCGGUGCAGACGAUCAGGUAUCAUCAGCCUCCAUAUUUGAGCAUGUGGACCGAAUGUCCCGCUCAGCAGACAGUGCCAACAAGCGCUUCUCCAAUAAGAUCCAGCUGAUUGCCAUGCAGCCCAUGCCAGCUCUGCCCUUACCCUGCCCUACAGUCGACACCAAGACUGCCGACAACACCAAGAUGAACAAGGAGAUCCAGGUUGCUCUAAGGCAAAAGUCUGAGAUUGAGCACCAUCGCAAUAAGAUCCGUCUCAGGGCUAAGAGGAAGGGCCACUAUGACUUCCCUGCCAUGGAUGAUCUCAUGGACAGCCUGGGGGAUGCCAAAGAGCAGGACCGCAUCUACCAGAAGGCUCAAAUGCAGAUUGAUAAGAUCCUGGACCCGGAUAGCCGUGUAUCUCCGCUCUACACUGAGCCCAAGAAAAGAGAAAAGCGUUCUCCUAAGCAGAGAAAGAAGCAGCAGAUGAACGGAGAUCUGGCGGACGCAGACAGAGACAGACUUAUCACCAAUGAGAGUGACGGCACAUACAAGAAAUACCCAGGAGUCAACAAUGUAGCAUAUGUGUCGGAUCCUGAUCAGGGCCCUGAAGCACAAAGUCCAUCCCCGACUGAUGACGUCUUUCUGAGCUCAAUGUCACCCCCAGGAGCACCUCCACCCUACCUGCCACCUCAGCCCUCUAUAGAGGAGGCCCGGCAGCAAAUGCACUCGCUGCUUGAUGAUGCUUUUGCCCUGGUGUCCCCCACUUCACAGGCUUCCAAUGCGGGCAUCACGCUUCCUGGGCUGGGGGUCAGGAGUGAACACACAGCUCUUUCUAGCCCUCCAUCACGUGGCCCACGACCCUGCGGGCCUACGUAUCCUGUGCUCAGCCCCUUCUCCGGUAGAUAUUCUGAUUUAGGCCUGUCACCUACAACAGUACAAGGCUUAAUGCACAGGCCGGGUUUGGGAUGUGUUUACCCUCAAGGGGAAGGAGUUGGUGGAGAGCAACUGCAGUCGGAGGGGCUCUACAACAGCAGAGGGGGCUAUAUUGAUGAGCCGCCCUCUUCUGCCAGGCCUCGGCCAGUAGGGGGCACAACAGGUGCUCAGCUACACCCCAUGACACAGGUGAGUUUGUCAGGUCGUGUGAACGAGGGCAGGCAACCUGGUGCCUUAAACUGGGGGCCUUAUCAUGAAGAGGACUUCAGACCUGUGAACAGAGAUCCUGUUCUCAACUCUUUCGACUACCCCCUCGUCUCUGUGUUCCAGACCCCCAGGAGCGGAAUGAGAGAACCGUCUGCCCCCCCUGCCCACCUGGACUCAAUGGGCCUGGGUUUCUCUCCGUCUGCUCCUCCAGAGGAGUCUAUUCCUCCCAGCCAUUCCUCUGCCUCGCUCAUCAAAGCCAUCCGCGAGGAGUUGAUGCGCCUUUCCCAGACCCAAGCAGCCCCCGCAGGCUACCACAGCUGAGAGCUGCUUCCUCUUGACACUCGGCCAGCAAUACUGCACUGUACUUCCUAUGGAAGUGGUUUUUGAGUAGGAAGCCCAAAGAAGAAGUGUGCUAGAAAAUGAGGAACUUGUCUCUGACAUGACUACUACACUGGCAGCCAAAGUUUUACCUGAUGUCAGUGCUAAGUAUUAUAUCUGAGUGAAAGGCCAUCACUUAGACCCUUUAAUAUCCACCUUGUGACCCCUUUUUAGCACGGAUGAACAAACAUGCACUGUAUAUCGAUUGUUAAACAACACUGUCUUUGAUUCAGUACUGGUACUUUUUUUAGUAGUUGUUUAAUUGGUUUUUACACUGAAAGCGUUUACCUUACUUAACUGAGGUGUCAUGGCAGCCCAGAAUUCGUGGUAGCAAUUAACUGUUGUACUGUUUUUUUGGCGAUGCCUGGGAUACGACAGCCAAAACCUCACCACCACCACACAUUCCUUAAGACUUUUGCUCUCAGAACUGGUGGAGUACUGUGUAUUUUCUUCACUACCUUUGCAUUAUAAUGCAAAUACUCUUUCACAGUCUUUCACAAAGCAUUUGAUUGAGUGAAAAGCAUAUGGUUUGCGCUUUGUUAUUUUUAACCAGCAGCUGUUGCUUUGCUGUGCACUAUUUUUUCUAGAUUUGCAAUAGUUUUUUUCUUCUUAUAAGCUUCUGCUUUUCUCCAUCCUGCUGUGGUGCUACUGUGUUUUUUUUUUUUUUGUUGUUUUUUUUUUUAAUUCAGUUUUGUUUUUUGUCCUAUAAACCACACAUAACCAUUAAAAAGAGCUCCUUGCCCAUUCCAAAAUCUCAGCAUAUAUGCAUGGACUUCUGAAUGCUUAAACCCCACAUAACAGUCCCUUCAGGAUUUUGUGAACAAAAUGGUGUAAAUUCCACAGUAUGCAAAGGAGCUUGCAAUUUUUU
Molecule: messenger RNA, 6373 nt
Organism: Tachysurus vachellii
Lineage: Eukaryota; Metazoa; Chordata; Actinopteri; Siluriformes; Bagridae
Product: UPF0606 protein KIAA1549
Exons: 21
Coding region: 424-5448 (1674 amino acids)
Source: RefSeq, a predicted model, not a curated record